UGUUUGGUCAUUUACCUAAAAAAAAGGUUACUCGCUUUGUCUCUUGCAUCCAUAUAAAUAGCUCUGCCCUUUGCAUCCAUCAACACACGACACCUUCUGAAAUACUACUGUCCAAAACCCUAGUCCAAGAAAGAUAUAUAGACCCUUUCUUCUUUAUAGGAAUUGAUAUAUAUAGACAAAAAUAUCAUUAAGAAUGAUAGAGUUGGGAGAUGUUUACAAGGUGGUGGUGGCCAUGAUACCACUCUAUGUAGCUCUAUUUUUAGGUUAUGGUUCAGUGAAAUGGUGGCAUGUAUUCACACCGGAACAGUGCGAUGCGAUAAAUCGCUUAGUUUGCUAUUUCACCCUCCCUCUCCUCACCUUCGAGUUCACAUCUCAUGUCAAUCCAUUUGCAAUGAAUUAUCCAUUCCUCGGUGCCGAUGUUAUCUCGAAAUUCAUUAUUAUGAUAGUGAUUGCUUUUUGGGCUAAGUACAGUACCAAAGCAAGCAAUUCCUGGUCCAUAACAAGCUAUACUCUCUCUACUUUUAGUAAUACUUUGAUUUUAGGUGUGCCUCUCUUGAAGGCCAUGUAUGGUCAGAUGGGUGAAGACAUCAUUGUCCAAUCCUCGGUCAUGCAGUCUCUCAUCUGGCAGAUGAUCCUAUUGUUUGCGUUGGAGUUCAGACGGAGCGGGACGGACUUUGCUUCCAAGGAUUCAAGUGAACCAGAGAAAGAUUUGGAAGGUGACCAACACGUUGAGGAGACUACCGGGCCAUCUUUCUGGCAAAUGAUGAAGGUGGUUUCGCAGAAACUGGCUAAGAACCCUAAUAUAUAUGCUUGUGUUCUUGGUGUUGCUUGGUCUUUUCCAGCAAACAGGUGGGAUUUGAAGAUACCAAGCAUCAUUGAAGGAUCAAUAAUGAUCAUGGCAAGAGCUGGAACAGGCACUGCCAUGUUUAGUAUGGGAUUGUUCAUGGCAUUACAGAAGAAAGUGAUUGCUUGUGGCCCUCGUCUAACGGCGUUUGGGAUGGUUUUGAGGUUCAUUGUUGGACCUGCAACUACGGCAAUAGGUGCUUUUGCUGUAGGUUUGCGUGGCGAUCUCUUACGGGUCGUGAUCAUUCAGGCAGCAUUGCCCCAAGCCGUCGGCUCCUUCAUAUUCGCCAAAGAAUAUGGAUUGCAUACAGAAGUGAUCAGCACUGCGGUAAUCUUUGGGACAAUCGUAUCACUUCCGGUUUUAAUAUCUUAUUUCGCAAUUUUAGAGCUUUUACAUUGAUCCUUCCUUUGUUAUGCAUGCUUUGGGGCGGAAAGAUUCAGACUUCCGAAUAGCGGGACGAAAACCCGUUGACUUACUACUUGGCCACGCCCGAUUUCGAUUUCUAUUCCACACUAAUAAAGAUUAAUAUGGAGAGUUUUGUUAUCUGUAUUUUCUUGUAGCCAAGCUAAGCUGACGUCAAGACAGUUUGAAAUGUUGAUAAGCUCUUACUUUAUUAAUCUUUUUUUAUCAUAUGUUGAGGGACCUGUUACGUGUUUCAAUAAAUACUUUAAUAUCA
Molecule: messenger RNA, 1520 nt
Organism: Cornus florida
Lineage: Eukaryota; Viridiplantae; Streptophyta; Magnoliopsida; Cornales; Cornaceae
Product: auxin efflux carrier component 5-like
Exons: 5
Coding region: 194-1243 (349 amino acids)
Biological process (GO): auxin export across the plasma membrane; auxin polar transport
Cellular component (GO): endoplasmic reticulum; plasma membrane
Molecular function (GO): auxin efflux transmembrane transporter activity
Source: RefSeq, a predicted model, not a curated record